Tetranychus urticae (two-spotted spider mite) is the source of this 1498-nucleotide messenger RNA. RefSeq names its product cardioacceleratory peptide receptor-like. NCBI's taxonomy places the organism in Eukaryota, Metazoa, Arthropoda, Arachnida, Trombidiformes, Tetranychidae. Gene Ontology annotation, molecular function: neuropeptide receptor activity; vasopressin receptor activity. Gene Ontology annotation, cellular component: plasma membrane. The record is from RefSeq and is a predicted model, not a curated record. Gene Ontology annotation, biological process: neuropeptide signaling pathway.
CAAUACAAAAUAAGUGAUUAAGUCUUCAGAGCGUUGAAUCUUCAGAGCGCAAGAUUGAAUUACAGAGUGAGUCCAACAUAACUUGAAAUAAUGAUUAAUCAACAAUUUUCAUUUCAAGUUGAAUCCGAUAAGCAACAUUUUGUUUUUCAUUCACUUAAUCACACAAACAAAAUCUUUACAUUUGACAACAUUGAACCCAAAACCAUGGAUUUAAACUUUACCUCAAUUUUAAUCGUUUAACCAACCCAGUGAAAUCAAAGUGUUUCAAUCUGUCCAACCAAAUAAUGUCGACAACAAUUAACAGUAAAUCAAUGAACCAACAAAUGAACCAAUCUUCACCAACUGAACAUAACUAUCAUUACCAUUUUUAUAAGACUGAACAAUUAACUUUCUUGUGUAUAUUAUUCAUAAUGAUUUUGGUUGGAAACAUUUCAGUCUUAAUAACAUUACUCAUCUCAAAGAAGCGUAAAAGUCGGAUGAACUUUUUCAUGAUGCAUUUAGCAAUUGCAGAUCUUCUAGUUGGAUUGAUUAACGUUCUCAGUGAUAUUGUCUGGCGAUUUACAGUUGACUUUUAUGGAGGCGAUUUAAUGUGCAAACUUGUUAAAUUUUCAUCAGUUUUGGUUACUUACUCAUCAACUUAUGUUUUAGUUUCAGUAUCAAUUGAUCGUUACGAUGCUGUUACAAAUCCGCUCAAUUUUUCAUCAAGCUGGUCAAGAGCUCGUCGGUUGGUCGUUAUUUCAUGGGUCCUUAGCUUUGUCUUUGCUGUUCCAGCAGCUUUUCUCAAUCAAGAGGCUGAAAUUAAAGGCCAUAUACAGUGUUGGAUCAACUUGAGUUCAAUUGGCUGGCGUUUGUAUAUUACUUUGAUUGCAUUUACACUGUUUUUCAUUCCCGCAAUCAUCAUUGCUGCUUGCUAUUGUGCCAUUGUCCAUGUCAUCUGGACUAAAAGUCCAUACACGGCUUCAGAUGAUUAUAAUAUACGAAAAUUAGUUUCAAAUCGUUUGGAAUCAAUGGACAAGAUUUUAACGGCCAGUUCUUUGGAUCAAUCAAAAUAUCUCAGCUCUAGCGAAAAAGGAAUGAGUUUAACUGCCAGUGAAGAUGAUUUGAGUGGAUUGAAAAGAGCCAGUUCUAGAGGUGUUAUCCCAAAGGCCAAGAUCAAGAGCGUUCAAAUGACUUUGGUAAUUGUUUUAGUUUUCAUCCUUUGUUGGAGUCCUUAUUUUGUUUGGGAUCUUUUACAAGUCUAUGGAUUUAUACCAAUUAAUCAAACAACGGUGGCCAUAUCAACAUUCAUUCAAUCAAUGGCUCCAUUAAACAGUGCUGCUAAUCCAAUAAUUUAUGGACUUUUUUCAACUCAUCUUUGCAGAAACAUAAGAAUAAAUUGACAAAAUCGAAGCCAGAAAAUCAUAAUCAAUAUUGAAACCUUGAAUGGCAAAGACUAUUGUAACAACUUUGAAAGCAAAGACAUUAAAUGAAAAUAAAGAUGCCAUUUCUUUCAAUUCAA